AUGGUUGCUAGUGGGAGUUGGGACGAAACGGUUCGGUUGUGGGAUACCCAUACAGGCAAACACAACAAAACUCUUGAAGGACAUACAAAUGGGGUCGUUUCUGUUGCAUUUUCGCCGGACGGUAACAUACUUGCUAGUGGAAGUGAUGACGAGACAAUUCGGUUGUGGGAUACUCAUACAGGCAAACACAACAAAACUCUCGAAGGACAUACGCAUAGGGUCGUUUCUGUUGCAUUUUCGCCGGACGGAAAUACACUUGCUAGUGCAGGCAGGGAGGGCUCGAUUCGGUUAUGGAAUGCUCACACUGGCAAACAUAACAAAACCCUUGAAGGGUAUAUAAGUAUUGUCUUUUCCGUUGCGUUUUCGCCGGAUGGAAGCACACUUGCUAGUGGGGGUGGAUUUGAAGACGGUACGAUUCGGUUAUGGGACGUUCACACCGGCAAACAUAAGCAUACCCUUGAAGGGCAUACGACUAUGGUCACUUCCGUCAUGUUCUCACCGGAUGGAAAUACACUCGCCAGUGGGAGUAAUGAUUGCACAAUUCAGUUGUGGGAUGCCCACACCGGCAAACACAAGCAUACCCUUGAGGGACAUGUAAAUCAGGUUAAUUCCGUCGUGUUCUCAUCGGAUGGAAACACACUUAUCAGUGGGAGUGACGACGGCACGAUUCUGCUGUGGACAUGCCCUCCGCAAAUGUAA
Molecule: messenger RNA, 699 nt
Organism: Geodia barretti
Lineage: Eukaryota; Metazoa; Porifera; Demospongiae; Tetractinellida; Geodiidae
Source: the annotation of a GenBank genome assembly